AUGGAGCAGUUUGAACAACUGCUAACAUGCGCGAUCUGUUUAGAUCGAUAUCGAAAUCCAAAACUUUUACCAUGUCAACACAGUUUUUGCAUGGAACCGUGCAUGGACGGACUUGUCGACUACGUCAGAAGACAGGUCAAGUGUCCAGAAUGCCGAGCGGAACAUCGUAUACCUUAUCAAGGUGUACAAGCAUUUCCAACAAACGUAACCCUCCAACGGUUCCUGGAACUGCACAUAGAAAUAACCGGAGAACUGCCAGAUCCGACCAGCGGCCAGACCAUGGAACGAUGCGGCGUCUGUUCGGAAAAGAGCUAUUGCUCCCUCUGUGUUCACUGCGAUAAAAAGUGCUGUCCGGAGUGCAAGGACGCACAUAUGGAUAUCCUUCGCCGUGAAAUCACGAGGAUCAAUUCACAGAUAAGACGUGGCUUACACCGUUUGCAAGACGCAUUGGCUCUAGUAGAAAAAAACACCCUGAGCCUGCAAACAAACUGCGCUUCUGUCGCGGAGGAGGUCGACGAGAUCUACAGACGACUCAGCAAAGCCCUUAAGGACAGAACCGAGCACCUGAGGAACGAAAUUGAUCGUUACUCCGGCACAGAAUUGAGACUCUUGAUCCAGUUGAAAGAGAAUUUGGAGCUGGAAAUCGCAAAUAUUCAGAGCAAUUGCGAUCUUGCUGAGGCUCAUAUCAAUGAAAAUGUUCCUUGGGACGACGCGGAACUUCUAGACACCAAAGAACUGUUCCUUCGCACGGUUGAAUUCAUCAGGAACUACGAGUAUGAAUUGGGUGAUUACGGACGGAGAGUAAGAUUUGUAAUGGCGCACGAACCCAAUCAGUUGGUUCUGCACGUGGCCGGUUACGGCGAGCUCAAUAUCAAGCCGGAAACAGGCAGCACCGGGCACUUAGGAACCACUGGAGGAUUAGCGCCCCCUGGGGGUUCUCCAGGGCUGAUGAGAAGUAAGAGUGAUCAUCGGCUAGCUUCACAGUAUCGUCAAGAAGAGGAACGAUUGUCGAGGAACCGAUAUGUUCCUGAUUAUGAAUACGACACCCCAGAUUACGAAGCGCCGCGCAACAAAUCCCGUUAUCGGAGCCGAUUUAUGCGUCAACGGGACGGAGAGGAGUCUGACGGCGACACUAGAUCCAGCGUUCGUUUUUCAUCGUCAGCGGAGCAAGCACCCCGCGAAAAGGUAUUAUACACAGAGGAUGCCGCCCGCGGGCCAAUAUCCGGCAUCUUCCGCUUAACCGACUCGCCGAGGGUUAUGAAAAAGUUACAAGAGUGCGAGAGGGCGAGUAAGCGCAAAAAAGAUGACCCGGCUGUCGUAACACCCAUUGCAGCUGCUCCCACGCAAACACAACCGCCCAAAACCACCCAGGUACAGCCGAAGAAGAGUCCAGCCCCAGCCAAGCAGUCCAGCGAGGAUGAUGAAAUCUCAAGAAUAAAAAAGCAGAACAAGGCGAACCCGCAAGCAGAGGCCGUGGAGGAACGACCACCGGCGACACCUACCCCGGUGGCACGCGAACCUGAAACAGAGGAUCGGAGACCAGUUACCAGAAGGACGUCCUCAGAACCCCACACACCGGGAGUGAGAAGCGCGUCUUCGGACUCAAGCACUGGAUCAGAGAGUUCCGCUGGCUCUGGAAUCCGAAGUACCGGCGCUACCUUCACAACUGAGGAGAUGAAGCAGAAGUACCUCUCCAGGGCGCCACCUCAGACUACAAACACCAAUAGUGUAUCUUCUACUAACCCGGUUAGAGAAUCUGCAAGCGCUACAACUGCUCCCAGUCCUCGGCCGUUUCAAAGCCGUUUUUUAGGUAACCGCGCAACACCACCAGCUCCCAGCCCAGCGCCAGUUCCUGAGAAGAAAAAGGAGGAAGAAGACGACGACGACACCUCUAGUUCCUCGGAAGAAACAGAAACAGAGACCGAGGAGUCUGAAACAGACACACGGACAUCUUCAGCGCCAGCUACCAGCGAACGCCGGGAAGUAGCCAUGGCUAAGACCGACAUCGGGCCGCUAUUGGCUCGCAGCGCUGAAGCGAGACGUGGCAGCAAAGAAGAAUCACCGUCUACUAGAUACUCAUCACCUCGUGGUAGUCCAGCUCUAUCAGCAUCCUCGCCAACAGGAACAUCAUCUCCAAGCGGCUAUACCAGCAGGUUCGUAGCAAUUGCUCACGACAAUCACGACUUGUCUUCCAAUUCCGUUAACACCCUGGACGAUAAUGUUGUACAUUAUAGCGGCGUUAAUCGUAAAAACAGUGACCACGCAUUAUUAUCAAUGGGUGAUAGUGUUAAUAAUGAAUCCGCGAGUAAUAAUAUUAAUAAUAAUAAUAAUAAUAAUAAUAAUAAUAAUAAUGAUAAUAAUAAUAAUAAUAAUAAUAAUAAUAAUAAUAAUAAUAAUAAUAAUAAUAAUAAUAAUAAUGAUAAUAAUAAUAAUAAUUGCAUUAGUUUUACGGGUGAGAAGAUAUUAGCAUCAAACGAACAUUAUUCCAGUGUCCCAUCAAUUGUCAUUACCCCUGACGACAGCAAAUUAAUUAGUGUUAAUCACCCUGACCUGACUGUAUCGGAAGAAAACGUUAAUAUUAAUAACGGGACUGAUAAUAAUAAUAUUAAAUUAGAUUUAAUUUCAUCUGAGAAUAACCAAAGUGAUUCCGCGAACAAUCAACCCGAGGCGUUGACCAUUGGUAGUUAUGAGCUCGGUAAGAUGGCGGCUCAAAAUGAAGGCAAUUGGAUGCUUGGUAGCAUUAAGGAGGAGGGUUAUGAUGAGGCACUAGGUGGAAGUAAAGCUGUUGAGGUUAGUUCUGAUGAAAUUGAUAGUGAAGAAGAGUCUGAAAGGGAUGUUAAGGCUGGUUCGCAUGAAGCUUAUCAAGAGACUAAUUAUGAUCAAGAGUCUGAUGAGAGAAAGAUUUUUAAGGCUGGUUCUCAUGAAUUAAAUAGUGGAACUGUUAAUGAUCAAGAUAGUUCUGAAAGAAAGAAUGUUAAGGCUGGUUUUCAUGAAUUAACAAAUGAAAUUGAUGAACAAGAUGAUGAUGAAUUGAGUAAUGUUAAGCCUGGUUCUAGCGAAUUGAAUAGUGAAACUGAUCAAGAAGAAUCUGAUGAUGAAACAAGUAAUAUUAAGGCUGGUUCGCAUGAAUUUAAUGGUAAAAGUUUAAAUGAUCAAAAAGAGUAUAAAGAAAGGAAUGUUAAGGUUGAUUUUAAGGAAUUAAAUAGCGGAAUUGAUAGUCUAGAUGAAAAUAAUGAUCAAAAGAGUAAUAUUAAGGGUGGUUCUUAUGAAUUAAAUAGUAGAACUGUAAAUGAUGAGGAAAAUUCUGAGAGAAGGGAUAUUAAGGCUAAUUUUCAUGAAUUAAAUAGUGAAACUGAUCAAGAAGAAUCUGAUGAUGAAACAAGUAGUUUUAAGGCUGGUUCACAUGAAUUUAAUAAAGAAACUGCUAAUGUUCAAAAAGAGUCGGAAAGAAUGAAUGUUAAGGCUAAUAUUCAUGAAUUUAACAAUGAUCAAAAAGAAUCUAAUAGAAAAAAUAUUGAAGCUAGAUUUCAUGAGUUAGAAAGAGGAACUUUUGAUGAAAAAGAAGGAUCUAAAAUACAUAAUGAGGCUGAUUCUAAUGAAUUAAAUAGUAGAGCUUUUAAUGAUCAAGAAGAAUAUCAAAGAAGAAAUGUUAAGGCUGGUUCACAUGAAUUUAAUAAAGAACCUGUUAAUGAAGAUGAGUCUAAAAGAAGACAUUUUAAGGCUGGUUUUCAUGAAUUGAACAAUAAAAUUGAUAAUCAAGUAAAUGUUUUUAGAUACAGUGAUGAAUUUAAUGGUGAAAGUGCAUCUAAUGAAAAAAUAGUCAACAAUGGUAUUUCUAAUAGAUUGGAAGAAGAAAAGAAAUUAAAUGGGAAGAACUAUUCUAACGAAUUAGACGGACCCAACAAUAAAAAUGAGGAUAAUGUUUCUAACGGAAGGAUUCUAGAAAAUGGACAGUCAAGAAAAAUGUCCCCGGAAAUAGAAACAGAAGUAAGUGAUGGAAUAUUGACCGACACUGAAGAUUUGGGAGAAAUUCUGUCCAGUGUAAUAAAAAGCGCGAAGAAAAUGGAACAAGAAUAUUCACUCAAACAUAACCCUAAAGAUGACGAUUCAGAAGCUGAAUCAGAAGACUUAAGAACUUAUUCUAAAAGCAACGACUCUGCCUCGGAAAUGUCCGCGUCCUUUUCCACAAAUGUGUCUGAUAGGAUUGAAGAUAUCUUUAAUAGGAAUUCCAUUAGCGAGGAUUUGUUUGAUGAACAAGGGUGGAUUGUUGCGGAAGAGGAGCUGCAUUCUCCGAGUCUGAAGAGCCCAAGCCUCAACUCGAAUUCUUCAAAGACUGAUUUUUUUACCGACCGUAAUUUCGAUGCCGAUUUUUGGGGGACAAAUGAUGAAAAAAGUGAGGUUAAGCCGGGAAAUGGCUGGCUGGAGAACGACUUGGAACAAACUUCUAGUACUAGUGCCAAAGCAACUACAGACUCCCGUUAAUUCCUGAACAAGAGCAGAAGUCAAGCGGCGGUAACAGCGCCGCGGGAACGAGAGCGUGAACGAGAACGAGAACCGGAACCGGAAGUCGAGCCACUGUCUCCGCGUUCACGUUACGCGGCUUUGAAAGAACGACGUCAACGAGUGGCACGCUCUCGGAGUUCCCACAAUUUCGGCAACGACGACAUCGACCUGGACGAAGACCCCCCGUCGCCCACCACCCAGUCUCCGAACGCGUACUUGGCAGCCAAAUACGGAGCCGGCUCGGAACUGGCCCGGAGCCGCAGCACGCAUGCGCUAAAGUCCCGCGAACCGAGUCCCGAACGCGAGCGCCCCGGUGCGGAGAAGGAUGGCGCUGCGCUCAGUUCCUGGGCGAGGUACCUCAAGAACAAACAUGCCGGGCAAACUUCAUUCGAAUCUUCUGAUGACGACCAAAAAAACCCGUCAGGCUCCCCCACGUCUCCUACAGCAGCUCACGGUAUCCCCGCGGUAGCAGGUUCCUCCACUAGGAAUCAGUACCUGCUAAAGCGGAAACAGUUGCUGAAAUUCGGGAUGCGGGGGAGCGGAGCCGGAUGUUUCACCUGGCCUCGUGGCCUGGCUGUUGGUCCUGACAAUUCAAUCGUCGUGGCAGACAGCUCCAACCACCGAGUACAAGUCUUCGACGGAAAUGGAAAUUUCGUCAAGGAGUUCGGUACCUACGGAAGCGGCGAAGGCGAGUUCGAUUGUCUAGCCGGAGUCGCAGUUAACCGGAUCGGCCAGUUCAUCAUUGCCGACCGGUACAAUCACAGGAUCCAAGUUCUUGACCCAUCAGGAAGGUUCUUGCGUGCUUUCGGGUCACAAGGCACGGGCGAUGGACGAUUCAACUAUCCCUGGGGCAUCACUACUGAUGCGUUAGGAUUUAUUUAUGUUUGUGACAAAGAAAAUCAUCGUGUUCAGGUGUUCCAGUCCGACGGAACAUUCGUCGGAAAAUUCAGUUCCUGCGGCAGCGGCCGCGGACAGUUGGAACAUCCGCAUUACAUCGCGGUCAGCAACACGAACCGAGUGAUCGUCAGCGACAGCAACAACCACCGGAUCCAGAUCUUUGACGUCGGUGGUCGCGUUCUGACCGCCUUCGGUUCCGAGGGUUCCGACGACGGACAGUUCAAGUUCCCAAGAGGCGUCGCUGUCGACGACCAGGGAUAUAUUAUUGUCGCGGAUUCCGGGAACAACCGGAUCCAGAUCUUCACUCCGGACGGCUUGUUCCUCAGAGCCUUCGGGAACUGGGGAAGCGGCGACGCUGAAUUUAAAGGCCUAGAGGGCGUUGCUGUUACUUCUGUUGGGAACAUUGUUGUUUGCGACCGCGAAAAUCACCGAGUUCAAAUUUUUUAA
Cotesia congregata is the source of this 5847-nucleotide messenger RNA. NCBI's taxonomy places the organism in Eukaryota, Metazoa, Arthropoda, Insecta, Hymenoptera, Braconidae. The record is from the annotation of a GenBank genome assembly.